Struthio camelus australis is the source of this 2187-nucleotide messenger RNA. The record is from RefSeq and is a predicted model, not a curated record. Lineage: Eukaryota; Metazoa; Chordata; Aves; Struthioniformes; Struthionidae.
AGGCCGCCCCAGCUGCCCUUCUCCCCGCAGGUCUACACCGCCGUCUACUACGUGCUGGCCGACCUGCUCAUGCUGUCGCUCUACUGCUACUACAAAGCCAAGAACCGAAGCGGAGGACUCCGUGCUCCCCUCAACACAGCCUUCGUCUUUGUUCUCCUGGGGACGGUGUCCACCAUGUCCCUCCUGGGCGGAGAGGCCGGCUCAGCACAGUGGCCAGCCACGUUCAAAGGGAGGGCGCUCCUGUCUGCCGGCGGGGAGGAGGCGGGGGAUACGCCGUUCACCAGGAAGGAAAUCAUCGGCUUCACCAUCGGCUCCAUCUCCUCCGUGCUCUACCUGUGCUCCCGGCUCCCCCAGAUUUAUACUAAUUACAAGAGGAAGUCGACUGUUGGGGUCUCCUUCUCGCUCUUUGCUCUGGUGAUGCUGGGGAACACGCUGUACGGCGUGAGCGUGCUCCUGAAGAACCCGGAGCCGGGGCAAAGCGAGAGCAACUACAUCCUCCACCAUCUUCCCUGGCUCAUUGGCAGCCUGGGCGUCCUCUCCCUCGACGCGAUUAUCUCUCUCCAGUUCCUCGCUUACCGGAGGGGAAAGCCCGGCUCUCCCGAGGAGAGAGACGCCCUCCUCGGCGAGCAGGACAAGCCCUUCGACAGCUGACAGAGGCGACUCGCCCUGGUGCGAGGACAACAAGAAGACGCGGGCGAGAAAACAGACCUUAGAGCCAGGCAAACCGGAUGCUGGGUCCUGCCAUCGUCGUCUUUGGGUGCCAAGGUGUCCUGCCUGGGUGACCUCACACCUUGUCGACACCGAUGACGCUAACAGGCUAAAUGAAGAAGAAACAGGGCUGCUCUGGCUUUCUGUACCGUGUCUCGAAGGUGAUCCUGAGCUUCCCCUGUUCCUGGCCAAAGCAAAAAGAGCCUCAGGAGCUGUGUGGAAGUGCUGGAGCUCAGGCACGAGCGCCGCUUCCCUCCUGCCUGUCGCUCGCUGCUGCUCCCUGAGGUCUUUCUGGAAGAGCCGGCAGGGAGGGAUACCGAAAGCGUUCUAAUCCCCACGUUCAUGUUUUAAUGGCCGUGGCUCACACCUCUAUAAAAACGAAUCCUUGCCCCUGCCCUGUGCCUCCUUUUGCUUUUGUUUUCAAGGUUCAUCCGGCGCUUGCUGCUUCUCUGUUAGCUUCGUAUUCUCCCUUUUCUGAAAUGCAUGGACUUUGGAUUUUUUUUUUUUUUUUUGGUUGGCUUCCUUUGGUCUCACUGAGUUUUUAACUGGGGCUGCUGUGGGAAAGCUGGUGCCUUUCUUUCCACUUAGCUGCUAGCGCUGUGACCAAGGCAGCAGCGGGGGCAGGAGGGCCUGUUUCUGUCCAUGCCCUGCUUUGCUCCCGCCUGCCCUUACGGGAGACCAGCAGCUCCUCAGUGCUGUGCAAACCGUGGUACGGGUGCAGGAAGGUGCUUUAAGCCUUUUUGUAUUACCACUGCUUCACUCGGCAACACUGCCAAAAGCCUGGGGGCCUCCCUGGGGGCUGCAGGGUGUGCACGUGUGCUGUCUCCUCUCCUCCACUGUGUUUCUGUUAGAGCUGCAUCAGACUGGCCCGCGGGGGGGAUGCUUCAGCAUGGGACUGUAAUCAGGUUAAGCAAAAUUAGUGUAAAGUUAGGGUGUGUUAAUGCCACCAAGGUGCACUUGGCAUUUGCAAGUCACAGGGGGAAGCCCUGAGGGGCCCUUUGCUAGUGUCGAGCAGCUGUGCUUAAAUCAGCUGAGCGCCCCAAAAAGCCUCUGCCUGCCCCAGCUGUGUUUCAACACACCCACUUUCCCCCUAACUAUAUAAUAAAGCCCAACACUGCUGCUGCCUCCUCCUCCCACACAUCUGUUUCAGGUUUGCUGGCUGCCUGCAGCAUUGGUCCCAGCCUACAUGAAACCUUGUUUAAAACAAGUUUCAGCCUGGUGUUGAGAGGGGGAGGAAAAAAAAAGCUUUCUUGCUUGCUGCAGGCGAACGCUACAGAGGCAGUCGGGAUUUCGGGGCUCGGUGUUUGCCUGUGUCCUCGAGCGCAUCUACUGCCAGAGCGACGCUGCCGGGAAGGGAAACUUUUAGGCCACAAGCCCCAAGUAACGCAACUGGAAGGAAAAGGAGAAAUAAGAAGGACACCAAACACAUGCUGCUUCCUGGGAGAUUUUUUUUAUUUAUUUAUUUUUUUAGUCAUUUUU